Daphnia carinata is the source of this 4023-nucleotide messenger RNA. RefSeq names its product cGMP-dependent 3',5'-cyclic phosphodiesterase-like. Gene Ontology annotation, molecular function: 3',5'-cGMP-stimulated cyclic-nucleotide phosphodiesterase activity; 3',5'-cyclic-AMP phosphodiesterase activity; 3',5'-cyclic-GMP phosphodiesterase activity. NCBI's taxonomy places the organism in Eukaryota, Metazoa, Arthropoda, Branchiopoda, Diplostraca, Daphniidae. The transcript is spliced from 14 exons. The record is from RefSeq and is a predicted model, not a curated record. Gene Ontology annotation, cellular component: nucleus; mitochondrial outer membrane; cytosol. The coding region runs from base 1296 to 3452 and encodes 718 amino acids. Gene Ontology annotation, biological process: cGMP catabolic process; positive regulation of gene expression; regulation of mitochondrion organization.
CGCUCUAGUUGGCCAAGAAUGAUGACAAACAUUCCUAUUUGGGUAAAAGAGUAUCGAAAUCAAAUAUGCCCAUGGCGUAUUAUCAUGAUGUAUUAUCAUUGCCGUAGAUAUGUGGAUUCUGUGUAUCGAUUUUCUUGCCUCUUCAAUUUACUGUACACACACAAACUACAAUAACUAUAACGUUCGCCAAAAUUUCGGCCGAUCUAUCCCGCUCACCAAAUUGAAUCGAUUUGGCUUGGGCGUGAGUAGCAGACUAUACUGCACACAACUGAUCGACAAAGUAACGUUGUACAGUCUUACAGGCGUACAGUACAACAGCGAGAAAAAAAAAAAGAGUAAAUAAAUAAUCGAUAGACCUCUCGAGGCUUAGAACUGUAUUUGCAAUGUAUUACCAAAUGUUAUUUUCUUUUGAAUUUUGGCUCGGCUGUUGAAGUUGUCACGUUCCCCAGAGGCGCAACCUGCAGUCGGCUUUGGAGUUUUUCCGGGCACGUAAUCUCUUCUUUUCAGGCAUUAUUUUUCAUUGAUAAUAUCUCCUUUAGCUCUGUAAAAUAUACGAACUUGAGUGAAGAAUAAUGAAAGCCUCGUUGAUCGAUUAGUUGUUGGCCCCAUCAGAAUUGCAAAGUGUUUCGGACGUUGAGCAAAUUGAGUUCUGUUUAGAUAAUAAUAACUGACGCGAAGCUUGCACGCGAUACUCCCACCACCAAGCAUAAUUGAGUUUCGGAAAUUGAUCCUCAUCCGUAGCAAUGCUUGCAUGCUUAUUCUAAAGCUGGCCAUGACAACGCCAAAUAUAAACGCCAAAGGCCCAAAUCAAGGAUUCUUUUUCCUUUCACUUAGUGCUCUGCUGCCUUGCGCACAGUAAGCCGUUCCUAAAGACAUGGUGACUUUUACGAAGGGAAACAGAGACGCCAAAUUCCGCCGCUUGAAGUCACUGCUGGAGGGGUGGGAGACAUGGCUGCGUGAGGGGAAUAGUGACUUGUUAAGAAAAAAAAAAUGCCCGGGCCUUUGAACGCAAACGGUAGGGCUCGUAUCAUCCAUACCUGACAGAGGCGCUGUUGGUCGUCAGUCGUCGAAGAGAGUGGAAGAUAUAAACACCAGCGGAAGCAGUAAUCAAUUUUGAUCUUGGCGGGCAAGUUUGGCGUUAUUAAAAUACUGUUCGUUUAAUUAUCCGCUGUAGAUAUACCCGACGUGAGACAAAGAGGCUGAUGGUGUGAAAAUGCUUGUGAUACUUUAGCCGUUUGCUUGUGUUUUGAUGCCACUCGGGACUUGGCAGCUUCCGUCGACUCAUCAAUCCUGCGAUGGAUCACUGCAAUGAUUUCGACACUGGGGAUCGCACUUCACCGGAUGCGUUCACACUCGCCGCUCGGGUCCAAUUCCAAAGUGUCAGCAACAUCCAGAUCAUCAUCAAUGAGCAUUUGGGAGCAGUCACCAAGGCGCAGAAGGUGUUCCAUGCCUUUGCAACGAACACUCAAGAAGAACACACGAACCAUGGUCUCACUGUCAGUGUUGUAGGGAAUACGAGAUUGCCAGGACCUGUCCAGAUAUGGAGCCAGGAAUACAGUAGGCUCAUGAGAGCAGAUGAUGACACAGUUUGGAUGGAUAAGGGUGGGUUGGAUCCAAGUUCGCAAAGUUCUCUUGAAGGUUUACUGGAGCGAGAAGUCUCAGACUGCAUGCUUGUGCCGAUUAAGAGACCUGACAAUCACCAACUCUUCCUGGUUGUGGCCCUCGUUGACAAACAAGAAGGACUUGCUUUUGGUUCUCUAGAUCUUCAGGCUGUGCACCAGUGCUUUCAGCUAGUGUUGGGGACGCUGGUUGGAGCCGUCGAGUUGGAGGAAGAAAGGCGACUGCGAGAACAAUGCCAAUCACUGCUGGCGGUGGCUAGAAAUCUCUUCUCACACUUGGACGAUGUGGAGCUACUGCUAAAGGAGAUUAUGAGCGAGGCUCGCCACCUGACCAAAGCCGAGCGCUGCUCGCUGUUUUUGCUGGACAAGCAGCACAAAUGCCUAGUGGCAAAGGUCUUUGAUGGUACGUCAUCCGGUGUUGGACAAUGGGGUACGACCGACGGGCGCCAGCUCGGUAUUCCCGCUGAUCAAGGCAUCGCCGGUCACGUGGCGAUCACGGGUCAGUUGUUGAACAUUUCGGACGCCUACUCCCACCCCCUUUUCUACCAGGAUGUCGAUAAGACCACGGGAUUCAAAACGAGGAACAUAUUGUGUUUCCCCAUCAAAGACGGCCAAGACGUGCUGGGAGUAGCCGAGCUGUGCAACAAAACGAGUGCUCCAUGUUUUACGCGGGCCGAUGAGGAACUGGCCAUGUCCUUUUCUAUUUACUGCGGCAUAUCCCUCGUUCAUGGUCUCAUGUACAAAAAAGUGCGCGACGCACAGCAUCGCAGUCACCUCAGCAACGAGCUAAUGAUGUAUCACAUGAAGGUCUCGAAUGAAGAAACGCUCAAACUGCUGCAAGAGGAAUCGAUGAAUAUGCAAAACAUUGACAUCAACUUUUGUGAGUUUCGAUUCGUGCCACGGACAAUGGAAGAGCUUAAAACAUCAGCAGCCGUUGUGGCGGUGUUUCACGAUCUAGGCCUCAAGGAGCGCUGGUCGAUAAAUCAGGAAACGCUCAGCAGGUUUGUCUUGAUGGUGCGAAAAGGCUACCGGGAUCCACCCUAUCACAACUGGAUGCACGCCUUUUCCGUGUUUCACUUUAGCUACAUCCUCAUCAAACGACUCCGUCUAGUUCAGCAAAACUAUUUGACGGAUUUGGAAGCUUUGGCCCUUUUGGUGUCGAGUUUAUGUCAUGAUGUUGACCACCGCGGCACUACCAACUCGUUCCAGCUGGCCUCCAACUCAGUUCUAGCUGCCCUCUACAGUUCUGAAGGAUCUGUUAUGGAGCGGCACCAUUUUGCCCAGACCAUGUGCAUUUUGAAUACGGAAGGUUGCAACAUCUUCGAAAACUUGUCAUCCAAAGACUACACACGAUGUUUAGAUUUGAUGCAAGACAUAAUACUUGCUACUGAUCUAGCGCAUCACCUACGCAUAUUCAGGAAAUUGAAGGAUCUCGCAAUUUCGGGAUUCGACAAAAGUCGAGCCGAGCACCAUCAAUUACUGUUGUUCUUGAUGAUGACAGCUGCAGAUCUUUCAGAUCAAACAAAAGAUUGGAAGAGUUCAAGGAACGCUGCCCUUCUCGUAUAUCGCGAGUUUUUCUCGCAAGGAGAUUUAGAAAAAGCCAUGGGGAAUCGGCCCGUUGAAAUGAUGGAUCGGGACAAAGCUUGUAUCCCCACUCUGCAAAUCCAGUUCAUCGAUGACGUCGCCCUCCCUGUGUACACACUGCUUGCUCACCUAUUCCCGGAGCUGAAUGUGCUCGUUGAAACGGUGAGUAGCAAUCGCGAACGGUGGGUAACGCUGGAAGACGGCCACGUUGUUUCGCCCAUGGAAAUAUUGACUAACGACAUUGAUUGAGUUCUCGCCGAGACAAAUAACGUCAUUCUAGUCCUUAAUUCAAUCACACACUGAACUCUCACCCUUCUAUUUCGUCUGAAUUUUUCAGAAAUGCUUCACCCGUACUUUUUUUUGUUUUAUUUUCACAUGAUUUGAGUGCAAAUGCGUGUGCGUGUGUGGUAUAGAUUCGUCUGUGGAAAUUUGGACGUAUUUGUACGAUUGACCAACCAAAGAGAUAAUUUCUAAAACGAACUUUAUCAGCACUGGUUGACGUUGUCAAACCAACACUGUUUUGUUUUUUCUUUCCCAACAACCGCAACCGGUGCUUGUGCCAAUAAGGAGCUUAAAUACCUCUACUUUCUUUUUUCUCUUGUUCCGUUCUUGAAAAUAAUCUGAAAAAAAUAUUUAGCCGUACGUAUGUUGUUAGUCAGCACAGACCUCCAGAAACCCCCUCGUUUCUCAUCCUUCGAUCUAUUUUUUAUUUUUCGUGUUUUCAUUUAAUCUUUGUCUCAUGUACUUUAAUACUAUAUUAUUCUCAGUUAACCGAUGGAUUUAUCAAAAGUUAAUAAAUGUCAGUAAGUAUACAAAAAAA